Molecule: messenger RNA, 2539 nt
Organism: Lactuca saligna
Lineage: Eukaryota; Viridiplantae; Streptophyta; Magnoliopsida; Asterales; Asteraceae
Source: the annotation of a GenBank genome assembly
AUGUCUUGUAGGCUGAAACAAAUUGACUUUACCUUUCUUCAAUGCUUUCCACCUCUCCAACAAGUCCAUGCUCACUCACCCUAUUUCACACACAAACUCUCAUCUCUCUUGGAGUCUUCUACAUUCGCCAUUACUGUUCCUUCAAGCUUUUUCUUCUUCACUGCAACUUUCCACUUGCUGCUCUUCUUGUCGAUUCAAUUCAAAGUUCAUGUGGCUUCUUUAAACGAUGAAGGGUACACUCUUUUAACCUUCAAACAGUUGAUUACACAAGACCCAGAAGGAUCUUUAAACAACUGGAACUAUUCCGAUGAAACCCCUUGUUCAUGGAAUGGCAUUGCAUGCAAGGAACUAAAAGUAAUUUCCGUUAGUAUUCCCAAGAAAAAGCUUCUAGGGUUCAUAUCUCCUGUUCUUGGAUCUCUCUCUGAGCUCAGACAUGUUAAUUUGAGGAGCAAUAAGUUCAUGGGUAGUUUGCCUGUUGAGCUUUUCAGAGCCGAAAAGCUUCAAAGUUUGGUUCUAUACGGUAAUUCUUUAUCUGGGUCUCUCCCAGAUGAAAUCAGCAGACUUAGUUACCUCCAAACCCUAGAUUUAUCAAGUAAUUUCUUCAAUGGGUCGAUACCCAUUUCAUUGAUUCAAUGUAAGAGGUUAAGAAGUCUUGAUCUGAGCCAAAACAAUUUCACUGGUUCUCUCCCAAAUGGGUUUGGUUCCAAUUUGGGUUUUCUCGAACAACUUAACCUUUCGUUCAAUCGAUUCUCUGGUUCGAUCCCUAAAGAUUUUGGAAACUUGUCUAAUUUGCAAGGAACUGUCGAUUUAUCUCAUAAUUUCUUCAAUGGUUCAAUCCCAUCUAGCCUCGGUAAUCUUCCUGAAAAAGUUUACAUCGAUCUCACUUACAAUAACCUGACUGGUCCAAUUCCUCAAAACGGAGCUCUCGUCAACCGUGGCCCCACAGCGUUCAUCGGAAACACUGGAUUAUGUGGUCCGCCAUUAAAGAACCUCUGUUCUCCAAACGACGCAAGUUCACCGUCUUCAUUUCCAUACCUCCCUACCAACAAUCCUUCCGAUUCAUCUCCCGAAAAGGGUCGCAAAGGUUUGAGUAAAAGCGGUGUGAUUGCUAUAAUCGUUAGUGAUGUGAUCGGUAUUUGUCUCAUUGGUUUGAUCCUCUCCUAUUGUUACUCAAGAAUCUGUUUUUGUGGUAGAAAGAAACAUGGGAAUGAGAAAAAAGGUAAGGGAAGAAACGAGUGUUUGUGUUUCAGAAAAGACGAAUCAGAAACUUUAUCCGAGCAUGUCGAACAAUAUGAUCUUGUCGCAUUAGAUUCACAAUUAGGGUUUGAUUUAGAUGAGCUUUUAAAGGCUUCGGCUUUUGUUUUGGGAAAGAGUGGAAUUGGGAUUGUUUAUAAAGUUGUUCUUGAAGAUGGAGUUACUUUGGCUGUGAGAAGAUUGGGUGAAGGUGGUUCUCAAAGAUUUAAAGAAUUUCAAACGGAAGUUGAAGCAAUUGGGAAAAUCAAACAUCCGAAUAUCGUAACUUUGAAGGCUUACUAUUGGUCGGUUGAUGAGAAGUUGCUUAUCUAUGAUUAUAUCCCCAAUGGCAAUCUUGGCACGGCAAUUCAUGGGAAGUCCGGGGUUCCAUCUUUUGUGCCGCUUGCAUGGACCGCCCGUUUAAAGAUAAUGAGAGGAGCCGCCAAAGGUCUAGUCUACCUACAUGAGUUUAGUCCCAAAAAAUACGUCCAUGGUGACCUAAAACCAUCGAACAUUUUACUCGAUUCAAACAUGGAGGCCCAAAUCUCUGAUUUCGGCCUCAGCCGCCUCGCGAACAUAGCCGGAGGCGGCACACCGGCGGUCCAAUCCACCCGGGUGGUGUCAGAAGUCGCUUCUAACACUACCCCAACUGCAGCCACAUCUAAUACUUCGGCGACUCAGUAUCAAGCACCCGAAGCUUUCAAGGUGGUGAAACCUUCACAAAAAUGGGAUGUUUACUCUUUUGGGGUUGUGUUAUUGGAGAUGAUCACCGGAAAACCGCCAGUGGUGGCGGUGGGGGCGGAGGAGAUGGAUCUUGUUCAUUGGAUUCAGAUGUGUAUUGAAGAAAAAAAGCCGGUUUCAGAUGUUUUGGAUCCGGGGUUAGGGCAAGAUGUUGAUAAAGAAGAGGAGAUUAUAGCGGUUUUGAAGAUUGCGAUGGGGUGCACUCAAAGUAAUCCAGAAAGAAGACCAUCGAUGAGACAUGUCGCUGAGGUAUUGGAUAGAUUGGGUCAAGAUUGAAUGGAAAUGGGAAUGGUGGGAAGUGUUGGGUGAGUUUUGGAUAUUUGGAAAGUAAAAGGGUGUAUGGUGUAAAUUUGGUGAGGGUAACCAAAGUGAAAAGUGGAGAAUGUAUUAUUUUAUUUUGUUUCUUUGCUUGUUGUUCUUUUUCAUGCAAACAGUUGGAUGUUAAUUUUUUAAUGUAAAUUUUGGAAAACAUGUAAUUGUGUCAUAUUGGUCUUGGUAAUGGUGCUUCCAUUUUACUUUUGACUAAUGGUUUUUGUUUGUCUUCGAUUGUAACACUCAUUAAAAC